Messenger RNA from Australozyma saopauloensis, 3768 nucleotides. RefSeq names its product Tip120p (gene TIP120). Gene Ontology annotation, cellular component: nucleus. Lineage: Eukaryota; Fungi; Ascomycota; Pichiomycetes; Serinales; Metschnikowiaceae. The transcript has a single exon. The record is from RefSeq and is a predicted model, not a curated record. Gene Ontology annotation, biological process: protein ubiquitination; SCF complex assembly. Bases 1 to 3768 code for a protein of 1255 amino acids.
AUGACAUUCAAUAUUGAGACUUUGGAAGACAAUUGUAGGGAUGUAGACCCUGAUUUAAGGUAUAUGGCCCUUCAGGACUUCCAAAAGAAUCUCAAUAACCCCAAAAUACAAGUUAAAGGAGUCCUGUCAAUUAUACCGGUACUUUUUAAGUUGCUUUAUGACCCUGCUGCCGAAGUACAAAACCAAGCCAUCAAAGCUUUCGCACCAUUGGUUCGUCAUAUCGAUGACUCCCAAACGGUGAAAGUGAUUCAGCAAUUGUACACGGAGUCUGAAUCAUCAAAAGAUAUUUCGCGCUUCGCUACUUCUGUACCUAAUCUAGCUCUCCGUUCUUUGUUUCAGAACUCGCAUGCGAGAUUCGGGAAGCAAUUGUCGAGGGUUAUCAUGGACAAUCUCCUUCCUCAAAUUCUUCAAGGAAACAUGACUUUGAGCCGUAUUGAAAUUCUCAUUGAUUUGCUACAAUCUUUGGGUGGUGUUCUUGUUCUCGAAGAAAUUUGCGCCGUUCGAAAUGCAUUAUUGGUAUGUGCGUUUACAGAAACGGGUAUUGUAAGCAAAAGAUCAAUUGUGGCAAUCGGGGUGCUUCUAGGACACAUUAAGUCUGCUUGCUCGGAUCAAACUCGAUUGCAAAGGCAGUUUUAUGAUGGACUAUUCUCAGAGACAAUAGCUCUAUAUGAGAACGAGAAUUGUUCUCGUGUUGCGAAGAGGGCUUUGUUUAGUAUCUUUCUGACUGUUCUCAACCAUAUCAGCAAACUCAAAAUGCAAAUCAUGUCGAUUGCAACAGCGGAGAUGAUCGCAUCCGUGAUGAUCGAGAAUCUCUGCCUAUCAACGUUGAACAAGGAGCAAGUGGAAGAUUUGGACUUAGAUCAAAUGGUCAGUGAAAACGUUCUCCGGAGUGAUGUUUUGGAUUCUUUGGCUCUCUUGAUUCCGUGCAUUUCUUAUGAGGGUAUUCUUGAACCUUUCUUGCCCGACAUUGUUCGCAUCCUUGAGGCCUUCAUCUCGUAUGACCCUUUGGCUGUGCAAAAUCAAGACGACUCAGAUUAUGAUGAUGACUCAGAGAUCGAUUUUUCCGACGAUGAUGAAGUGGAGCAAGACGAGUCUGACGGUGCUGACGGCUUGGCUUCGAAGCUCAGGAUCAGAUCCCUAGUAGCUUUCGGCCAAUUGUGCUACAACAAAUCACUUGUUUUGUCAAGCAUAUUCGAAUCAAACUUGGCUAGUCAAGUGAUCGAAGCAAUUGGUGACAAAUCAUCGGAUGUAUCUAUAGAGGCUUUAAAUUGCGUCAUUCUUUUGCUUCACUUAGUGACUGACACAAACUCCCCAGCAUCUGACGAUUCAAUGCAGCAAUUCGAUUUGACCACUUUUCAUGAUCUUUUUGUGACAAAAUUUGUUCCUCGAAUUGAGGCAAUUCUAUUUGACAAAUUGCUAGUUCCGGAAAACAUAUCAAAUUUCUCACAUAUAGAGGCUUUAGUCGAGCCUCUCAUCCAGAAAAUGUCAAGAAACUUGUCAAAUAAUUUCUUGACUCUUCUUGUUGAUCGGCUUGUCGCUCAAGGUAUGUCCUUGAAAAGCCACCCUGAAUUGAUUGGGCUUUACGAGGUGCUAUUAGAAACGUACCUGCUUGAGCAAAUCCCCCAAGCCCAGAUUCUUGUCAAAGAUUUGGCUGAAUCCUUAGAAGGUCUGAGGGCAUAUUCAAGUUCAAUUUCUAAAUACUUGCAGGUGUGUAAAGUUUUCUACCACAGAAAGCCUUUGUUGGAUUUCCAGUGUCAGUUAGCGAAUGAUUUGUUCUUUCCAGCCAUUAUUAAAAGCGCUAUUUCGCGACAAUUCUCCAGCGAUGUGCGCCAGCAAUUAUUAGUGAAUCUUUCGGACCUUCUAAUCGAGAUACCAAUCUCAUCAGAUAAUCGAGCCUUGGCUGUUCAAACAUUCAGCGAAACCUUGAACUAUGAAGUUACAGUUGGUUACACAAUUGAUUGUCUCAAUGAUAUUUGCGAGCGGAAUCCUGAAGUUUUUGAUUCCUUGCAAUUGUCAAAUCUUAUCAUCGAAAAGCUUUCGACGUAUCUAGGUUCGGGUGACUCUUCCUUGUAUAGCAGCUCCUUAACCUUGAUUCAAACCAUUUUCCAGCAAACGAAGUACAAUGGAAGUGUUGAGGUAGUACAAGUGCUAAGUCAAAAAAUUCUUGAGCUCCUCAAAAAUUCCGCGGACUCACUUCUUAUAGACAAGGCUCUUUGUGCUUUAACAUAUGUUCUCGAACUACAAAACGCGGAUCAGUUGUAUACUGAAGGAAUUCUCAAAGUCGUAACAAGAUUUACAUCCCUUGAAGCUGAGGAUAUAAAGCUGAAUACCAUCGAAAAAUUAGCAGCAAAAUUAUCUCAACACAAUACCCUAGGAGGCGCAAGAUUAUUUCAAAUGGCUAUGAGCAUUCUUGACCUCUCUAAAUUCAUCUCUGCCACCUUCAUUUCAACCAUAGUCUUAGAGUGCAAUUUGUUUGCUGAGACCGAACUUAUCGAAGCUAAACUAAGUGCAAGUCUCGAUGGAUCCACAAUUCUGACCGAAGAUAUGAUCUUCUGUAUCCAUUUUCUUGGAUGCAUGUCUUCACACAACAAGGUGACUAGAUUUUCUUAUGAGGAUUUCUUUUCCAUUCUAGAGAACAACGCCACUGAAUCAAUUUGUAUGGCAUCGGCUCGAGCUCUUGGAUUGAGCAUUUUUUCAGAGUUUAACAUACGAUUACCGCUUUUAUUGCAAAAGUACGAAUAUUUGUGCUCAAUUAAUGAUUCGAAAAAAUCCCUUUUGCUCAUUUCUGUCAAACAAAUUUUGAAACAAGAUUCUGUGGCAAUAGAGGACUCUUCUCUCAGGCUCAUUUGGGAUACAAUAGUCAAAGCAUUAUCCAAUUCAAACUGUGAAAUGAACCACAAUGAUGUUGCUGGAAUCAAAUUGGCCGGUGAAAUCCUUGGAGUGGUUGCAGAGCUUGACAUACAAGAAGAUUACCAAAAGAAAUUGUUGCAAUGCUUUGAUUCUGAGGCCGUGAAGAGUGGGAAUAUAUUCAUUGUUUACGCAAUGGUUGUCGUCACCAAGGUUUUGCUAAGCGACUCAAAGACUACAUUCGACGAGAAAGUCAUUGAGCAAGUUAUGAGCAAUCUUUCAAAACCUAACUUGGACUUGAAACUGGCGAUUGUGAGUACGAUAUUCACUGGUGUGUAUAACAAGUCUAAAACCAUUGCCGGCAUUGCAAAUGAGAUGAUCCUUCCACCCAUUUUUGAUGAAUUAUCUGCAAAAGAGGAAUUCAAGAAGGUAAUACCUAUGGGACCAUACAAGUAUGUUGUUGACGAAGGGCUCGAAGUGCGUAAAUUGAGCUACGAAUUGAUCAAUGCCAUGAUCGGUUUGAGUGACUCCUCUACGAAAGACCUAUUAUUUGAAAUUGACAAAGUGAAGAUUUUAGAGAUGAUGCUGGCAAAGGGCCUCAAUGACUCUGAAAAUGAUAUUAUCAACUUGGCUGUGGGCAACCUAAUUGAAAUCAUUCAAAGCAACCCGGUAUAUUUGACCCAAAUUUCGAAUCUUCACGAUUUCAUCCAAUCUUUGAUGAAAAUACUGAGUCGAAAUCUACGUGCCAAAGCGACGACACAAGAGGCAGAAAGUCAUGGAGAUACCCUUCGGGCUAUUAUUAAACUAUCUAAAGUGGUAAACAAAGCACUUGUGAGCGACAGUGCCUUGACAAGCGAAUGGACAAAUUACUACAAUGAUCUCAAGACCCGUCAUCAACUCCUCUUCCAUGCAACAACUUAA